Molecule: messenger RNA, 4537 nt
Organism: Notothenia coriiceps (black rockcod)
Lineage: Eukaryota; Metazoa; Chordata; Actinopteri; Perciformes; Nototheniidae
Gene: sgip1a
Product: SH3GL interacting endocytic adaptor 1a
Exons: 8
Biological process (GO): synaptic vesicle endocytosis; clathrin-dependent endocytosis; clathrin coat assembly
Cellular component (GO): clathrin-coated pit; cytoplasm; clathrin-coated vesicle
Source: RefSeq, a predicted model, not a curated record
AGAAUGACCAGCCAUCCCUUGUAUGGUUUGACAGAGGGAAGUUUUAUUUAACCUUUGAAGGCUGCUCUAGAGGGCCCAGUCCUCUCACCAUGGGGGCUCAGGACACUCUUCCUGUUGCUGCUGCGUUCACUGAGACGGUCAACGCCUUCUUCAAAGGAGCUGACCCAAGCAAGUGUGUUGUGAAGAUCAUAGGUGAGAUGGUUUUGUCGUUUCCGGCGGGAAUCACGCGGCACUUUGCCAAUAACCCGUCCCCCGCCGUGCUAACCUUCAGCAUAACCAACUACAGCCGACUGGAGCAUGUGCUGCCUAACCCCCAGCUCCUCUGUUGCGACACCACCACUCAAGCCAAGGCUGAUGCCAAGGACUUCUGGGUGAACAUGCCAAACCUGAUAUCCCAUCUAAAGAAGGUGGCAGAGCAGAAGCCUCAGGCGACAUACUACAACGUGGACAUGCUCAAGUAUCAGGUGUCAACGGAGGGGCUGCAGUCGAUCCCUCUGAAUCUAGCGGUGAGCUGGAGAUGUGAGCCCGCCAGCACUGACUUGAGGAUAGACUACAAAUACAACAAGGAGAACAUGACGACGCCCAUGGCCCUAAACAACGUCCAGUUCCUGGUCCCUGUCGAUGGAGGGGUGUCAAAACUACAGGCUGUCUUACCCCCUGCUGCAUGGAACGCGGAGCAGAAAAGAAUCCUUUGGAAAAUUCCUGAAAUCUCGCAGAAAUCUGAAAACGGAGGUGUGGGAUCGUUGUUGGCACGCUUCCAGCUAACAGAGGGCCCCAGUAAACCGGCUCCCCUGGCGGUGCAGUUCACCAGCGAGGGCAGCAUCCUGUCGGGCUGCGACAUCGAGCUGGCCGGGCCGGGGUACCGCUUCUCUCUCAUCAAGAAGAGGUUUGCCGCAGGAAAAUACCUUGCCGACAACUAACCCAUGCUCCUGACAACAGCACUGUUGAACAAAGCAAUGAAAGUGGCCUGAGGCUGACUCCGAGGACAGAGGACAGACCGACACCAGACCGACACCAGACCAGACUUCCCGUUGACCUUUACUGAACCCACAUGACAAACCGCAGCCUACCCAGCAGUAUUGUAUAACUUGCAUAUAGCAUCGUGGAAACUGUUUUAGGUCAUGUAAUUAUUGUGUUUGUAUUCAUUUCAUAACAUCUGUAUUGCUGCAGUGAGACACCUGGGUUCUUCCUCCCUCUGAAGUUUGUGCCUCUGUCUCCAUCCUCCUGCGGUCAAUGUGUGGUGGUGGUGGUGGUGGUGGUGGUGUUGUUUUUAAGUUUCACUGCAGCUGCCUGACAGAAGAGUUUCAGCCAGAUUUGAACUCCGGGUGACAAGCUGUUUGUUGUCCAGAGUUCAGGAAGAUUUGGCUCUUAAAAAUACCCUUAAAUAAGAUAUUUGCAGUCAGAGACACACCUCAGCCUCUAACACAGGGCUAACACCCCAGAGUUAGAUGAGUUUAGGUUGAAGCAGGGCCCAAGACGAUAUGAAGAAAGCUAUACAACUUCAUUAAUAGGUAGAAAAAGCCGCUAUUUAAAUAAUCCUCCUGUCAGAGUCUGAGAUGGACGCCUGAGACAGUUGUCCUCACUGUCUCGCCCUGACUGCAGCUGUUUGGCCAGCAAGUAAAUGCAACUGCGGGUGCAUCUCGACAGGUUGUCAAGAGCAAUUAGAGGAAACAAAUGUUUUUGUCAGUGCUUGAAACGGAAUCAAGUAACUACAAAAACUAGAUCUUUCAUGCAUCACCUACUGGUACUACAGGGUCACAUGACUUUGGAUCUCAUCCUUUUUUUUUAUAUAAAUGCACUGAUCAGUCAAUCAAACUGUUAAUUUUAUGUUUGCCUGAAAACACAGACGUGGAGACGCUUUUAGUUAGUUAGGCAGCUGCAAUGAUCAAUCAAUUUACUGGUUGCAAAAUAAGAAAAAUCAGUUUUUCCGUCAGAAAAAAAGAUGUGUAUAAAGUGUCAUUUUAAAUCAAUAAUAUAUAUCUUAAAGGGCGUUUGGUGUUCUCCUCGUAUUGUCCGAUAGCCUUUCUGUUGUUCCCAGGGCAGCAGUGAUAGACUCCAGAGUUCAUGACAGCAUUCUAUUUUUAUUUAUUGAUGACGAUGAUUUGUUGUAUAAAACAUGUGAUUCUGUAUAAGAAUAGAAGUUGAAUGGUAUCACACGACUCAGAACCUUUAAAGGUAUAAAUAUUUCUCUUUUUUUUGUUAUCUGUGUAGUUGGGUAACCUGUGUACAGUAUAAGGUAUAAUUUUUGAAUUGAUUUCAGAUAUAAUUUUUUAACUCAACAGAAGAUUUGAGCUAUAUAUGGGUGAGGGGGGGUAAUUUAAAGAAAAAUAUAAAUAUCUUCCUGGAUGCUGUGUUAUGCUUUGUGAAAGCAGUGUUAAUGUAGAGUUAUCCCAUUAGCGAGGUCCACCCUUUAAACAAUGAAUUUGACAUUUGGGGAAAUACUUGCUUUCUUUUUCGAGAGUUAUAAAAGAUGAUCUACUUAUGUUUGUUUGUUCAACAUGAGGCUGGAGCUAGGUGACGUUAAGCUUAGCAUAAAUAAGCGAUUUAACAGGUUUAACAAGAUAAAAACAUGUUAAAUAUGUUGCCUUUAGACAUUUCUUAACUUUGGUGAAAUACUACUGGUCCAUUAUUUUUGGUUUAUGAAAAAGCUAAUGGCAUUUCCGUCAGCCUUGCAGCUGAACUUUGUAUGUGGGCAACUUUGCUAAUGUUAGCAUGUUAACAUGCUAAACUAAAAAGGGGAAACUGGUAAAUAUUAUAUCUGCUAAACAUCACCAGUUUAGCAUUGUAAUUGUGUGAAAGAGAGAGUUAGCAUUUAGCUCAAGCUAACUCUGUAGACUCUGUGGUUUACAUUUGAUAGAGCCUAGCUAACUGUUUCUCCCUGUGUCCAGUCUUUAUGCUAAACCAAGCUAAGCUAAUCGUCUCAUGGCUCCAGCUUAACAUUCUCAUAUUUCCCAAAUGUUGAACUUUUCCUUUUUAUAUGGCCGAGACAAUAAUAACAAAAGCAAUGAGUGUUCGUCUGGAGCAGUGAUGAGGUUUGGUGACUGGUGCCACUUCUGGAACAGGAUUUGUCAACUGGGACCAGCUUGUUUGUGUUAGUAUUAAACCAAAUUCAUCUGAAAAUGGUUUUGUAUAAAUGCAACAGUUCCCACAUGCCUAUUCAAUUAUUCCCUAACUUUGACCACAGUUCUGAUCUGUUUCCAUUCCCCUCAGUGAUACCCAAACUCCUGAUUAUAUCAUGAGCAAAACCCCGCAUCAUCCAACCAGCGCUUAAAUCCAUGGCUUUAUUUUGCAUAUUCGUAAUGGUCUCUGUGAGAUGACAUGAGUUGAAUGAGGUUGUGGUGUGAGGUUAAGUUGACCAAAAUGCUUUUUUUUGUAUUUUAUGUGUGUGUGCCCCGGACAGUCAGUCCUCUGUUAAGGAGAAUAAGCUGAAUAUUUUCACGGUUUAACGGUUCAAAGUAAAAAAUAUUAUAUUGUUUAAUGUGUAAUAAACACUGUGUUGAUGAUGUUGAACUUCCUGAAUGCUCUGACACUCAACACGAAGAACAAAAAGUGUGUGUGAAGUGUAGCCGAAGAGCUCCGUACUGUACUGUGUGUCGGCAUCCUGCUAAAUGCAACCAAUCAUGGUCCUUCCAGAGCUGUCAUACAAGCAUGUUAGGCUGGAUUUAGAAAAAAGGACUAUAAGCAACAUGUCAAUAUUCCUUUAAAAUGAUAGAGUACUUUAAUCAGACAUAGUUUUAAAAUAUAUGUAGUUUUUUAGCUAAUAAAAACAUCACCUUUGGGCUGUGCAGUUAAAAUAUGUAAUGUUUUAUUCCUGUUUGGCCUCGGUCUAAAAUAGCACUGUGUAUUUUCAGAUUUUUCUCUGGUUGCAUUUUAGUCAAUCGAUGCACGGUGAUGAUGAUUGGUGCCAUUUAGCUCCCACAUUGGGUUAGUAACAUUUUUCUCUCAGUCAUGUCAGUCCUUCCUCUAAUGAACUGGAUGGAUCCACAUGCCUGACAGGAAUCUGUGACUAUCUGUGUAUUUUGAAGCAUCAGUGCAACAGUCACUACAGCAUUAUCUACAGAGACCCACCGCACAUCUCCCAUCAUGAAUUUGUUUUUGUUUUGAAACACUACACUACAGGCAACAUGUCUUUCAACUUGAAAGUCGUGUUGCAGUACUAAACUCACUCUGUCUGUUGGUUGCCAGACAAUUCAUCUAGUUAAAGACUUUCAACAGUCUUUUCCAGUUCUUCAUCUCUGUGGUGAAUUCUUCCUGCAGUAAUUCAUUGUUGCAUGCCUAGCAUGCAGUGAAAGGUGGGGCAUCUAUGAUGAUAGAUAGUACUGAAAUGACGUGUUGUGCUGAGUGUCGGUUACCUGUAUUAAUGUUGAGAAGAGAGCAGGGAGUGUGUUUAUGUGUGCUAUAAGCCAGAAUGCUUUUUGGUUCUGUACCGUUAACCUCAAACACAUGUGCAAGCUGUUUGUACAGUACAUAACAAUGCUAAGAUCAACUGAGAAACUUAGUUUGCUUCUUUCCAAAACCAAUAAAAGAUAUAACUGGA